AUGGCCGCGCGUUUUACGGCCACGCAGGUUCUAGAACAGAUCUUGUCCAGCGUGGACCAAGAAGACUACUCGGAUUGCCAGGAGGAGGAGGAGGAAAAGGUUUCGGAAGACGAAGACGGGGAGGAAUACAACCCCGAGCGCCGCGAGGUCGACGAUGCCUCUUCUCCCUCUUCUGAGGAAGAGCAGCCCGAGGAAGAGCCGCCCGAGGACGAGCACGAGGACGAGCACGAGGAAGAGAUCUCCUCGGCCCCGGACCAACGGGAGCCGCCGUUACUGUCGAAGAACGGCAAAAUCGAGUGGUCCCCCGUGGCCUACGGCCGCCACCGCGGGCCCCUGGCGAUCUGCCGGACCCGCGACAUCGCGUCCGCCUUCCACCUGUUUGUCACACCGGCGAUAGGAAGGAUAAUUGUGGAAAUGACGAACCUGCACGGGGCCAGAAAAUACGGCGACGGCUGGCGACCCAUGGACACCACGGACCUGCGCGCCUACCUAGGGCUGCUGAUCCUAGCGGGCGUCUACAGGUCCCGGGGCGAGGCCGCGGCAAGCCUGUGGGACGCCGAGAGCGGCAGGACCGUGUUCCGAGCCACCAUGUCGCUCAAGGUCUUUCACAGGUACUCGAGGCUGCUGCGAUUCGACGACCGCCACUCGAGACCCGCCAGACUCGCCACGGACAAACUCGCAGCCAUACGGGAGGUCUGGGACCUGUGGGAGGCGCGGCUGCCGGCCCUCUACAACCCGGGGCCCGACGUGACGGUGGACGAGCAACUGGUCCCGUUCAGAGGCCGCUGUCCUUUCCGUCAGUACAUCCCCAGCAAGCCGGCCAAAUACGGCAUCAAGUCGUGGGUGGCCUGCGACGCCAAGUCCAGCUACGCUUGGAAGAUGCAAGUGUACACCGGCAAGGCGGCCGGCGGAGGCCCCGAGAAGAACCAGGGGAUGCGCGUCGUCCUCGAUCUGACAACGGGCCUGAGCGGUCGCAACGUCACCUGCGGCAACUUCUUCACCUCCUACGACCUGGGCCAGCGGCUCCUCGAGAGGAACCUCACCAUGGUGGGCACGGUGAGAAAGAACAAGGCCGAGCUCCCGCCCGUGCUGCUCGAGUCCAGUGGCAGACAGGUCCUGUCCUCCAGGUUCGCCUUCACGCCCACCGCCACUCUGGUGAACCUGGCAAAGAGAAACAAGAACGUGCUACUUUUGAGCACGCUGCACACAGAGGGCCACAUUAGCCAUCGCCGCGACAGGAAGCCGGCCCUCAUCCUAGACUACAACUGCAACAAGGGCGGCGUGGACAACCUAGACAAGGUGGUGGGCACCUACAGCUGCAGCCGGAUGACUGCCCGCUGGCCCCUGGUCGUCUUCCACAACAUCCUCGACGUGUCCUCCUACAUCGCCUUUGUCAUAUGGCGAGAGAUCAAGCCUGACUGGAUGCCUGGCAAGCGGAAUAAGCGCAGGGUGUUCCUCGAGCAGCUGGGAAAGGCACUCGUGAAGCCGCUGAUCCAAAGAAGGCAGCAUCUGCCCCGCACCGAAGCGGCGUCAGCCCUUGUCAAAGUCCUACAGAGUGCUAUGGCGGCGCCUCCUGAUCAACAGCGCGAGGGCCCCGCCGCUGGCACGGCCGCUGCCCCGCUCGUUGCCCCGGCCACCGGGGCAAGUAAGAGGAAGAGGUGUCAGCUCUGCCCACCCAAGAAGGACUCCAAGACACACACGGUGUGCUGCAGGUGUAUGAAAUACAUCUGCUGUUCACACGCCUACUGUCACACUUGCGCACAUUGGGCCUUUAGCCAGGACUGGACAGGGUGA
This is a messenger RNA of Oncorhynchus kisutch (coho salmon), 1794 nucleotides long. Its product is annotated as piggyBac transposable element-derived protein 4-like. The transcript is spliced from 4 exons. Lineage: Eukaryota; Metazoa; Chordata; Actinopteri; Salmoniformes; Salmonidae. Bases 1 to 1794 code for a protein of 597 amino acids. The record is from RefSeq and is a predicted model, not a curated record.